Molecule: messenger RNA, 2280 nt
Organism: Glycine soja
Lineage: Eukaryota; Viridiplantae; Streptophyta; Magnoliopsida; Fabales; Fabaceae
Exons: 11
Coding region: 1524-2147 (207 amino acids)
Biological process (GO): RNA polymerase III preinitiation complex assembly
Cellular component (GO): transcription factor TFIIIB complex
Molecular function (GO): TFIIIC-class transcription factor complex binding
Source: RefSeq, a predicted model, not a curated record
CCUUAUUUUAAAAUAUUAGCAAACCAGAAGAAGGGCGAGCGAAAGGGACGAGACGAGAGUUCCGUCGCCGGCAGCGCUGCAGCUCACGGUACAGAUUUGGAUACAACUGUACUCGACCUAAUUAGUUGCCUCAUGGAUCCUUUUGAUGAUGUUCUUCCAGUGGCUCCUGCUGCACGUAGUAAGUGCUUCACUCUUUUUGAAGCUCGGCCGGGUGCCAAGUUUAUUCCAAAGGCCAAAUCAAAACAGCUUUCUCCAAAGGAAAUACCAGUUUUUCACCCUGCUAAUGCUAUGCAUUCUGAGGAUGCAGUUCAUAAUGGAACUAUAGGUAAAUCAUCCGGAGAGGCUGCAGACAUUUUUUCUGCCACUGAUACAGGUGAGUUACUAUAUUCCUUGUGAUUUACCAAAUUACAUCAACUCUCUUCAUACAUCUUCAUUCUAGCUUUCAAGAGCAUCACUUGUAUUGUGCUGCUGCCUUUAAAUCUCGCUGUUAUGGUUGAUUGGCUCCCAGACAACUGUAAUUUGUAAGUAUGUGACCAUGGGUUUCUUCAGUGGUAAUUGGAAAAAUUGCGUGUAGGAAAACCAGCCCUUCAUUCUUUAAAUGAGAAGGGUGCUGAGCAAAAUUUUGUUACACCUGCUUCUAGUUCUAUUAACUCUUUUGGGAAUGUGAUAUUACCCAAGUUCAAAGGUGUCCCAAGUAUCAUACCCCCCAAGAUUCAUUAACCUUCGAUGAAGCUGCACUCCUCAAUGAGGAUGAUACUCACACUAGCAAUAUAAGGUUGGAAACAGAGGUGAAGAUUAUAUGAUUUCAAAGAUAUGAUAAUUUUCUGUGAUGAUGUCUUUCAUUAUCAAUCCAUGAAAUCUGGUGAAGGUCCAACUUCUGGAAUUCCAGUGCAUGAAGAGUUGACAAAUGCUGCAGAUAGUCCCCACAUUGGCUGAUUCUUUGCAUGCAGAUGUUACGAGGGAAAUAGAACUUUUCAUGUCAUUUACUAUGCUUGUCAAGAUUCUAAUAAGAGAAAAAAGGAUGGCUCAACGUCGUGUUCUCUAAGGAAGAACAGAAGAUCUUCUAUUGCUGGUGAGGGUGAGGAGGAUAAAGGUGGUAAAACCUCAAGGCAGCUGAGAAAACAAGCAGCUCGUAAACCUGCAAACAGUUCAUUCAAUGAGGAUGUUGAAGAUAAUAAUGACCUUGACCCUCCUUAUAAUUCUAAUGGAGAUGAACUUCAAGAAAAUGACGAGACUAUGAAGCUGAUUAUCCAUCCAAGAAAAAAAGAGUAUCAACAAGUUCACAGAAGAAAUUUGUGGCUAAAAGUGGAAAAACAUCUUGAAAGCGUAAGAAGGCUAAUGAUGAUUUAGAAAAAACUGAGGAACGUCCCAAAAAGUUCUCUCAUUCGACUCGACGAAGAAAAAGAUGCGUGGACAAAGCUCUGCUGGAAAUUCCUGAGGAUGAACUUGAUCUUCGACAAAUACCUAUUAAGGAUAUUAUUUUACUUGAAGAACAUAGGGAGUGGCUGGCGAAAAAUGAGGUGAUGACUUCGAAUACGUCUUCCACCAAUCAAAGUGGUGGAGUUUCUCUUUAUGAGGCUGGUGCUUAUAAUGAAGGGGAGUUCUCAGGUUCAGAAGAUGCAUAUGAUGAUCAAGCCAAUGAAGGGAUUAUAUCAACUUCCCAUUUAUUCAAUCACCAGUGUUUAAUGAAAAAGGCACCUGGGGCAAUAUGGUCAGAACAAGACACUCAACAGUUUUAUGAGGCUGUUAGAAUGACGGGCACAAUUUUUUCUCUGUUUGAACCGCUUUUCCCUGGUAAAACACCCCAUCAAAUUAAGUUGAAGUUCAACAACGAAGAUGGAAAGUAUUGUUCACGGGUAGAUGAUGCUGUAUAUCACUUUGCUAAAGAUCACUCUCGUGAUUUGUGGAUUGAGCCAGUGAAACCAGUUUCCACCAAGGCAGAAGAAGACCCCGGUGGAGAUGCCUCAGAUUUCGUGAUGGCAGAGGAGGUUGUGGACCUAACAGCUGGAACUCAUGAGGUUGCAACAACUAAGGAGGAUGCCGAUGUUAAAGCACAGGAAGAUUCUGUGGCAGUUCAUAGUCCAGAGCAACCUGAUGACAGUGACGAUGACUUUCAAAAAUGGUCUCAGUAUGAAAGUGCACUUUAGUGAUAAAGUGGUAAUUUAUAUAUUUACACACAGUGAUAGUUUAUGUUUGAAACUUUUAUUUAAUAGUUAAUAUUUUGUAUAAUAUGAUAUUAUAUAUCAAUAACGACCGGAUCUGGUGUAUCAUAACUAUUAA